This is a messenger RNA of Ostrea edulis (European flat oyster), 7571 nucleotides long. RefSeq lists its product as uncharacterized. The transcript has 32 exons. Gene Ontology annotation, biological process: peptide cross-linking. The coding region runs from base 1963 to 6927 and encodes 1654 amino acids. The record is from RefSeq and is a predicted model, not a curated record. Gene Ontology annotation, molecular function: protein-glutamine gamma-glutamyltransferase activity. NCBI's taxonomy places the organism in Eukaryota, Metazoa, Mollusca, Bivalvia, Ostreida, Ostreidae.
AUGGUCAAAGGUCAAGGGUCAAACUGGACAUUGGAAUAUACUGUCUGCUCCAUAUCUUGAGAACCCUUUGCUUGACAGACAUGAAACUUGGUACACUGGUACAUCUUCAAAAGAAGAUGACACCUAUUGAUUUUGAGGUCGCAUGGUCAAAGGUCAAGGGUUAAACUGUACAUAGGAAUAUACUGUCCGCUCAAUAUCUUAAGAACCCUUUGCUUGACAGACAUCAAACGUGGUACACUGGUACAUCUUCAGGAGAAGAUGACUACUAAUUAUUUUAAGGUCACAUGGUCAAAAGUCAAGGGUCAAAUUGGACAUAGGAAUAUACUGUCCGUUCAAUAUCUUGAGAACCCUUUGCUUGACAGACAUCAAACUUGGUACACUGGUACAUCUUCAGGAGUUGAUGACCCCUAUUGAGUUUUAGGUCACAUGGUCAAUCCACUCUUGACAUAGGAAGAUAUUGUCUGCUCAAUAUUUUGAAUUGAUGAUACUACUCUCAAUUAAAUGAUGUGUGUGUGUAUAACCCUUUUCAAUUUUGCACCAUGGGGGACAUAUGUGUUUUACAAACAUCUCUUGUUUAAUAUAUAGAUUAAAAGAAAAAUUCUUAUUGUUAUAAUGACAAAUUGUUUUUAAAUCAGUUAUAACUAGACUCGCUGUUAUAAUGAUAGUUUGUUUUUAAAACUUAUAGUUGAUAUAAUUAGACUCACGACAGGUGUGACCGAUCAACAGGGGAUGCUUACUCCUCUUGUGCACCUGAUCCCACCUCUGGUGUGUCCAGGGGUCCGUGUCUGCCCUGCUUUUAAUUUUGUAUUCUUUAUAGGAAUUGUGAGAAUGAUCACUGUUGGUUAUCUUCACUUGGUCAUGUAUAUAUAUAACUUGUCUAUAUCCUUAUUUGAUGUUAAACUGAAUAUCUUUUAUUUCAUUACCCAAGAUCUGAAUGAAUGUAUUUAGUAAAUUUUAUGAUUUAGGUCCAGCCAAUGAAUUGUUAUGUAAGAUUAUGUAACAUGUAAUUUGAUGUCAUUUGUUAGUUUUAUGAUAAAUGAUAAAUUCACACUUAUUCUCUCUCACAUGUAAUUAUGUAAUGCACAGCAAAAACAAGCUACAAAAUACUAGAAUUGGGUGGGGUUUUUUGGGGGUUUAAUUUUUGCAUUCUUUUGGCAAAAUUGUGAAUAUAAAUAUAUUUUGGAUGCAUGCAGGACUAUUGUUGCAAACAAAUGAAAAUUGAUAAAGAAUAUAAUGUACUGUGAUAAUUUAACUCGGAUUUUUUUUAUGUGUGUUUUAAUUAUCGAUCUGGUGACAGACUGAUCGAAUGUUUAUUAUCCACAAACUCUCAGUAGCACACUACCGUAGUAAAUAGUGUCACACUCAAUAAUUCUGCCUUGAUAAAGUGAAAUGAACUGUGUUGUUAAUAUUUUACUUGAUGCACCAAUACAUCUCUUUGAUAAACAUUUUUGUACUGCAUCAUUCAAUAAAUGGAAAAUUUAAAGGUAUUUAAAUACUUUAAAGAUCAGAAAUAUUAUGACUCCAAUUUUUCCUUGGCAACAAAAUAUUGAUUUUAAAGGCCCUAAAAACAUCUUUGAAUAACAUGGAACAUUGCCAAUAUAUAUAACCUGUUUAGAGAUUUGUUGGAGGUAAUUUGAGGCUUUGGGUUUGGAAUUUAAAAAAUAUAUGCAUGACAGUCUUCUAUAUGGAAAAUAAAACAAAUAACAUCAUUACUGGCAGGGUUUUAAAUAGGUGAAGGUUAGUCCAGUCAGCCCUUCAAGCAAUGUUUUUGAGCAAAUGCAAGUAGCAUACAUACUGUAAAUAUAUUGAGAAAUCAGUGAAGCCUUAAUAUUUACCCGCGCUGUCGUCAAGUGACAGUUAUUUAUUCUGAGUGCAUGGGUACAUUGAACUUCACCGGCUUCAAAGAUCCGCUGUCUGUAAACAGAAGCAGAAGACAGAUCUGGUCAGGUGUUUGACUCCGGAAUGCCACGACGUUUUGGGUACCGGAGCAGGGUUGGGUACCGGCGUAACCCGUACAGGAGGUACCAGCCCCGGACAUACCGCCCCUACACCUCAGGGAGCUACUCCUACAACAGGUAUGGACUCGGACGUCGUCGACCCUAUCCAUGGAUGAGGGACCUGGAAGAAAUGGCUGCAGCUUCCAGAAGAAGGAGGGAGAGGAUAGCUAGAGAAAGGGAAGAGAGCGAAGAAAGAAGACGAAGAUCUACUGAAGAAGACAAUGAGAGAGAGAGAAGGGAAAGGGAAAGAGAAAACAGAAGGAGAGAAGAAGAAAGACUGGAAAAAGAGAGAAAAGAAGCAGAGGAGUUACUGGAGCGAAUGAGGGAAGAGGAGCGGCGGGAAAAAGAAGAGCGCGAGAAAUUGGAGAGGGAAAGAGCUAAAAAGAGACCCCUGAGCAUCAAAGACAUCGACCUGAACAUCGUAAAGAACAGCGAGGCUCAUCACACAAAUAAGUACGAGAUUACUCAGUUUCUAGGAGACAACAGUGAACUCGUGGUUCGUAGGGGUCAGGAGUUCAACAUCACUCUGAUACUGGACCAGGAAUAUGACAAAGCAAGACAUGAUCUGGCUCUAAACUUCAAAACAGGAUUAAAUAGUUCUAUUACCAAUGGAACUGAUGUAUCUAUAACUGUGGAUGAAAGUGGCCGGAAACCGUCUGACCCUAAUGACUGGCAUGUUCGACUGAUCAGUCAGGACAAAACCAAUGUCACUGUAGGGGUGUUCAGCCCCAGUAAUUGUAUCAUUGGAGAAUGGUACCUGUACGUCACAGCAGAAAACAAAACGAGAGAUGGGGAUGUUCAUGAGGAGCAGUUCGAAUGUUCUACAGACAUCAACAUUCUGCUCAACCCUUGGUGCAAAGAGGACCGAGUCUACAUGAAAGACACAGACAAGUUAGAUGAAUACUGCCUCAAUGAUCAUGGUGUCGUGUUCCAGGGAAGCAGUGAUAAGAUUGGGGCAAAAAUCUGGAAUUUUGCUCAGUUUGAGGUGGGAGUUUUAGAAGCAUGCUUUGGUUUGCUUAGAAAAUCACAUGGUUACAGGGUAGGGUCACACAUGUCGGACCCCGUCAGCAUUGCCAGAUCAGUGUCCGCGAUUAUUAAUGUUAACGAGGAUGAUGGAGUCCUCGUUGGGAAUUGGUCUGGUAAUUAUGAAGAUGGAAUCAGACCCACAGCGUGGAUGAACAGUGCAGACAUUCUUCUAAAGUACUCCAGAUCAGGGGGCCAGGCGGUAAAAUACGCACAGUGCUGGGUUUUCUCCGCUGUAGUAACCACAGUGUGUCGAGCCCUCGGACUGCCCUGUAAAAGCGUGACCUGUUUUGAUUCGGCCCACGACACAGACACAAGCACAACCAUCGACCAGAUCUUCACUAAAGAUGAAGAUGACAAUCUUAUCAUUGACAGACGUAAAACAAAAGAUUCUAUCUGGAACUUCCACGUCUGGAAUGAAGUGUGGAUGAAACGCCCAGACCUGAAGGAUGAGUACAAUGGGUGGCAGGUCAUCGAUGCCACACCCCAGGAAUUAAGUGACGGAAUCCAUUGUUGUGGACCAGCGCCUGUUGCCGCCAUCAAAACUGGAAACUGUACAAUGGUGUACGAUGUUCCAUUUGUUUUUGCUGAAGUAAAUUCGGAUGUCGUCCGAUGGGAGUAUGUAAACAAACACACAUGGAAACAAAUGGGCAGAGACUCAAAAAGAACAGGAUCCAGGAUUUAUUCCAAGUAUCCGGAUGGGAAACCAUACACAGACAGUUUGACUAUUUCUUGGAGAAUGUUGGAUGAUAAUCCGCAUGAUGUGACGUCAGACUAUAAAUUCCCUGAGGGGUCAAGAGAAGAGAGAUUGGCCGUUGCUAAUGCAGCUCAGGCUUCUAGAACACGCAGAGGAACACCAAAGCAAGAGGAUGUGACAAUAGAAAUGGCAGCGCAGGAUGGAGUAAUGGUAGGGGAAGACUUCUCCUUGAAUUUUAAAGUUAAAAACUCCAGUAGUGGCAAGCGAGAGAUUUCUAAGCUGCACGUCGAUCUCUACUCCAAAUUCUACAACGGCGAGAUCAAAUCCAAAAUCAGCUUUACUCCUCUCUCUGGCUUCACACUGAACGGAAAACAAGAUAAAGAUCUAAGUGUGAGUGUACCGACAAAGCAGUACCUGGACAAAUUAGCAGAACAAGCCAAUAUGGAGGUCAUUAUCUCAGCGCAGGUGACCUGGGAAAACAAUAGACACAGCAAUGUAGUGAAAGUUGACAACUUCCGUUUACGAAGACCAGACAUUGAAAUCAAAAUGUCCAGUGCAUGUAAGAAAGGAGAAGAGUUAACGGUUAACCUCAGCUUUAAGAACUACCUACCCAAACCUAUGACAAAGUGUGUUCUAUACUUGAAUGGACCAGGAUUUGAAAAAGUGAAGGAAAAUCCUCAGAAAGAUGUUCCGCCCCGAUCUGAAUGGAAGCUGUCUGUGAAGGUCAAGGCCAAGAGAAAGGGUUUAGAGCAGUUGUCUGCUACAUUUGACAGUCAGGAAGUUCCCGACAUUACUGGGAAAGCUGAAGUGCAGAUCACAAAAAAUAUGUACACUAGACUUUACCGUAGUGGAAAUCACCCGGCUCUACAACCCUCGACAGACAGCGGCGAGGAAGCAUCGCAACCGCGGACUAUCGCCACGUAUGGGCCACCCCGACGGAAGGAAGCGCCAUGGGUACGAGAUGAGAAACUUGCAAAACCUCUAGAUGCAACUAAAGCAGAUGAUGAAGUUGUUGGGGAUAAAGAAGAAAUUGCUUCACGGGAUGAGCUGUCGAAAACUUUAUAUGUUGAAUCAGUGGAUGUCAACAUUCCCGAGAACACCAAGAACCAUAGAACAGACCAAUACGCGUGCAUCAAAACCCGCAAGACCAAAGACGGAACAGAACUCCCGCCUGAGCUUGUUGUUAGACGUGGUCAAGCUUUUACAAUCAAGAUCAACUUCAACCAGACCUUCUCCCGAGAAAAGCACCACACGCACCUUAUCAUGGCGACAGGCAAAGAUCCCCGGCCCUCCGACUGUACAUUAGUGCAAUUGGAGCCACUGAAGACCACUAAGCAUGCGCAUGGCUGGAAGUGCGCAAUCCAAACGAUGCAGGGAUCAUGUGCCGUGGUGGAUAUCACGCCCUCCAGUUCUUGCGCAAUUGGUGAAUGGACACUUUGCGUCAUGACGUCACCGGUCGAUAAAACAGUUGAAAAGAUGUAUUGUUUUGAGUUCCCGGAUGAUAUCAACAUCUUGCUGAAUCCAUGGUGCAAAAAUGAUGCUGUUUACCUUGACGAUGACAAGCUUUUGAAAGAAUAUGCUCUAAAUGAUAAAGGUGUUUUGUUUUAUGGGACCUAUCGACAGAUUGGCUGUCGCACGUGGAAUUUUGGACAGUUUGAGGAUUUUGUAUUAGAACGUUCUUUUCACCUUCUGCGGAAAGCCAAUGGAAAUUGUGUGAAUGCAGCAGCGAUGUCUGACCCCGUUAGAAUCUCACGCGCCAUCAGUGGUAUUUUAAACUGCCAAGAUGAUGAGGGCGUCCUGUACGGCAACUGGAGUGGGAACUAUAAAGAUGGUAAAAAACCCACUCACUGGACCGGAAGUCCAAAAAUACUGCAGCAGUACAUCAAAAAUCAAGGAGGUCCUGUUUGUUUUGGUCAAUGUUGGGUGUUUUCUGGACUUGUGACCACAGUUUGUAGAGCACUUGGAUUGCCCUGCAGAAGCGUGACAAAUUUCAAAUCAGCUCACGACACAGAUCAAAGUCUCACAAUAGAUACAGUUAUGUGUGAAGAAAAGGACGGUAAUUUCACCAAGAUUGAUGAGCUCUCGAACGAUUCGGUAUGGAAUUUCCACGUUUGGAAUGAAGUAUGGAUGACUAGAAGAGAUUUGGGGAAAGGUUAUGACGGAUGGCAAGUAAUAGACGCCACACCACAAGAACUGAGCGGAGGUGUGUAUUGUUGUGGCCCGGCACCAGUUGCAGCCAUUAAAAAGGGAGACUGUUCUGUUAACUAUGACACAGGAUUCGUUUUUGCGGAAGUUAACGCCGACAGAGUAACGUGGAAUCGCCUGACGGCGAACAAGUGGCAAAUGUUGUAUUCUGACAAGAAUGACGUUGGACAGCGCAUCAGCACUAAGAUUCCUGACGGAGAACCAUUCAACUCGGUGCUUGGCGUCGGUUGUGAAAAAGUCCGAGAAGACGUGACUGAUCUCUAUAAAUGUGGAGAGGGGACAUUGGAAGAAAGACUAGCAGUUAUGCAUGCCAACAGGGCUUCGAAAGUAGACCGGAAGUUACUGAAUCCAAAGAACAAGGAUCUCCGUUUGAAUCUAGUGGAUGAAGACGGCAUCAUGGUGGGAGAGAGUUUUUCAGUCAAGUUGAAUGUGACGAAAUUGUGUGAAGAGAAGCGAACGAUCGCUAAAUUAACUGUAGAUGUUUACAUGAAGCGUUACAAUGGCAAAAUUGAAGCUAAAGUCACCAGCCACAUUUUGAAAGACAUUGAACUUGCUGGAAAGAGUGGCGAAGAGAAAUUUAUCUACCAUGAGGUGAAAGGAGAGACAUAUAUCCCUCAUCUUAUUGAGCAGUGCGCGAUGGAAGUUCGCAUCACUGCUUUGGUGAAAGAAACCGGAGCCAUCUAUAUAAAAACCGACGACUUCCGUCUCCGAAGACCAGAUUUAACUUUUGAGGUUCCGAAGGAAGUAAAGAAAGGAGUUCCUUUUGAUUUGACUGUGUCUUUCAAGAACUCUCUUCCGCAUCCGCUGACGAAUUGCACUCUGGAUCUAGACGGAGUGGUUGAAGAUGAAGAGAUGAAAAUACCGGACGUUCCUGGCAGUUCUAUGUGGAAACACGUGGUUAAGGUAACGAUCAACAGAAGCGGAAGACAUCAGAUCAGCGGAAGUUUUGACAGUAACGAACUGGAGGAUGUCUCGGGGUACAUCAACUUCACUCUGCAGGAGUAACCACAUUGAUAAUUCCAAAUAAGUUAAAUCAGAAUACAGUCAUUUCUCAUGAGUAUCGAGUCGGCUUACGACAUAGCGACGUCAUAGGAAUGGAGGGUGGAUAGAACGAAUUCGCCGUAAUAACUUAUCAUAGACACACCCUUAUACAUCAGUAUUCUGAUUUAGAUAUUGUGGUAUGACAUACUGGUGCCAUGAAUCUAUGUUUUAGACUUUUCGUAGUUUCCAUAUUAGCAGAAUUGGGCAUUAUACAUGUAUUAAUUUUCUCAAGUUGCGAAAUUACAUGUAACAUUCAUUGUGUUGUUUGAGAAGUGUAUUUAGUAAUAAAAAAAAACCUUAAUUAUCUGAGAACUAUCAGAUGAUAUGUUUUUGUAUUUUGAAAUAGUGGUUUAAAAAAACCCAGAAUGCGCUGUCAUUUUAAAAUUUGGCAGAAGAAAUUCGAACGUGCAUGUCUCAUUCAUAUAAAGACAAAAAACUUGUGUAUGGUUCAUAGUUUUUUCAUGAAAUUUGGUAUGAAUAUUUGAUUACGUUACGUAUAGCUAAAAUUUCCUCAAUGUUUGUAUGCUUUCUCCUGGUGUUAGAAAUAUAUUAUUGUAGUGUACUGCUGCCUUGUUCAGUUUAGUUAACUAUUAAAGCAAUCAUUUUCC